This is a messenger RNA of Lycium barbarum (goji berry), 6359 nucleotides long. RefSeq names its product disease resistance RPP13-like protein 4. The coding region runs from base 3435 to 6119 and encodes 894 amino acids. Gene Ontology annotation, molecular function: ADP binding. The record is from RefSeq and is a predicted model, not a curated record. Gene Ontology annotation, biological process: defense response to other organism. Lineage: Eukaryota; Viridiplantae; Streptophyta; Magnoliopsida; Solanales; Solanaceae. The transcript is spliced from 3 exons.
AUUCUUUACCUUCAACCUGUUCUGCCCAUGUCUUAGACUUGGACAAAACCUCGUCAAUUACUAGAAUUAUAUCAUUAUUUAGUUGUCCAGGUUGCUCCUUGCUUAUGUCCGUCGAAGUUGAAUUAUCUUUGUGUUGCUUAUUUCCCAUAGUCGACGCCUCGUGUUCAAGAUUCCAUGCAUCGUCAAAAAUAGUUGUAUUAGUCUCACCAGUAGCGUUCUCGUUUUCAACAACAUGCUGCCCAGAAUCAGCUGCCUUAAUCUCACAUGUAGCAUUUAUUUUCUGCCCCGAAUCAACUUGCAAUUCAUUGACUUUAACUCUUGAUAUUACCCCUGCAUUAUCAAUUGCGAUGGGCAUUAAUUUCUACCUCGACUCUCUUUCUUGCACCCCAUAUGUAGUAGCUAAAAUCCCAGUUGGUACCAAAUUAUCACUUUGAGCAAUAGCUUGAAAAGGAUUAUGUGACACAAUUUGCUGAGAAGCUGUGUGUUCAUUAAUCCUAAUUCCAAGUGAUUUUUGAUGUGUAACUACAGCCCAACCAUUAUCAACUUGUUGGUUAUUUUUUCCGGCAAUUUGGGUAUUUCUAGUCCCACUUGAAGUCUCAACAGUUUCAUUCGAAACUGGAGUUCGCAUCUAUCCAUCCGUCGCGUUUUCACCAGCAGUAGUUGACAUUUUUUCACUCAUGCCUACUUUCUUUUGUGUAUCACUAGUAGAAACAAGAGCAUUAGUACUAGGGCGAGCUACAACUGAGUCUUUCUCACGUUGCUUAUUCGUCCUAAUCGAACCAGCUCUAGCACCACUAUUUCCAACCAUCAGUUGUUGCCCAGAAUUCUCUUGUGAUGCAUCGAUAAAAGUUGCAGAUUUUUCAGCUACAUCAGUAUCUAAAUUAUCACUAUUGUUCUGUAAUUUAGCAUUUAUAAUCUCCCUUAGUCACCCUGAUAGUGCUCCAUAUCCAUACCUGUAUUUACUGCCUCAUUCUGGGUUUUAUCACCAGUCUUGUCGAACAUCAAACGAUAACUAUUUUCAUCAUGCACUUGACGUUUACUAUGAGUACAAUACUUCGGGAGAUUACCAUAAAUGAAUCUUGAUAAUGUUCAAUAACUUUACCUGAACUUUUGUCCACAAAGAACUUUAUUCGUUUUGGGUGCUUAUCCAGUAAGUCUAGAAUUACCUUUACUCUAGCCUUACUUGGCCUUGUCCGAUCUUGAGUGGCUUUGUCCACUACAAUUGGCUUUCCAGCAGCUGAAGCAAUUGAUAAAACUGAUUUUUUAGCAAAAAGAUUUGGCAGGAGAUUUGGAAAAGAUAUCCAUGCCAUCGCUUUUGAUGGUUCUUCUUUAGGAUUAAACCAUAUAGUCCACAGAAAAGUUCUAAACAAUUACUCUUCACCAUUGACUUUGAUAUAACCAGAAUUUCUGGAUAAAACGUGAACAAAGUCUUCAUAUAAAUCAAACUUGAUCAAGAGAUGACGAAACUCAAGUUGUCCAAUGUUACAAUGACCUUUAAUAUCGAGUUGUUUCAAAAUAACCUUACGCAGCUCCUGUAAAUCUGGUUUUCCAUAAGAAAACUUGAGAAUAACAGCUUGGCGUAGUCCUUUCUCUUUGGUGAAUUCGUUAAGUUCCUUCAUGGUGAAUUCGAUGGUUGGCUCACCCUAAAUGAAUUCAAUUGGUUUCAAAUCAGUUUUUGAUAUAGGGUUGGUAGAUGAAUUUGUUUGCAGUUGUGUGACAUAUGUUGGUUUUGGUGUUGAAUUAGUAGUGUUAUGGAGUUGUUGUGGAGUUGUUAUGGUGGUGUUUUGUCCCCAGCAGGAGGCUGGGGCACGGCUAAAGCAGCCAUGGGAGAGUUGCUGCCCUCAAAACUCCUUGGGAGAGGAGAGAGCGUGCAGGUUUAAGGUUUCCAAGCUUCUAAAAUGAACUUAUUUUGAAAGUGAUUUUUUUCAAAAGUACUUUUCAAAAAAAUACUUUUGGCGAAAAACACUUUUGAGCAGCAAUUAGUGUUUGGCCAAGCUUUUAAAAAGUGCUUUUAAGUGUAUUUUUCUCAAAAAUGCUUUCGAGCAAAAGCUAUUUUUUUUAGUUUAUGAAAAAAUGCUUCUGCUACUCCCUAGAAGUACUUAUUUUCUCCCAAAAGUUUGGUCAAACACCUCACUUCUUUUAAAAUAAGCACUUAUUGGGAAAAAUAAGUAUUUUUGGGAAAAAAUAAGCUUGGCCAAACAGGAUAUUAGUUAUACAUAGGUUAAAAACACUACAAAAAAAAAAAAAAAAGGACAACCCAGUACACUAAGUUCCUGCUAUGCGCGGGGUCUAAGGAAGGGCCGGAUCACAAGGGUCUAUUGUACGCAACCUUACCCUAUAUUUCUGCAAGAAGUCGUUUCCACGGUUCGAAUCCGUGACAUCCUGGUCACAUGGUAACAACUUUAUCAGUUACCCAACACUCCCCUUCUUAAAAACACACAGGAAUUAAAUAAUACCCAAACUGAUACCAUUAUUAUUUUCUCUAAUACCUCUUAUCAAACGACCACUUAGUUAUUGUACAGCUAUAGAGCACUGAGCUGUUUGGACAUGUUUUGAAACCAUGAGAUGAAAUCAUGUUUGGACAUGCAAUUUGGAUUUCUUAAGUUGUAUUUUUUCUUAUAGACAUAAAACUCCACAAGUUGUGAAAACUAUCAAAAUAUUUUCAAUUCUUAUACAAUCUUACCAAAUGAGCAAGUCAUAGUUCAUAACAAAAUUAAUACGCUGUUAGAAGGCUUUUCUAAAAAAUACAACAUCAAUUGAUCAAACUUUAGUUCAAUAAAAAAGAAAAUUUAACAUGAAUAGUAAUGUAAUUACUCUUUAAUAUAAUCCUUCCACAUGGUAGACAUAAAUAGAGGUUGGUAAAUAUUUGGUGGGAUUAAUUGUUAAAAAUAUCUACCAAUUUAUGAAUCUUCUUUUUACAAAAUAUAAAUUUAUGAGUCAAAUUUUAUAUUUAAAAAGCUCGAAACCAUGGUUUGAAACCCCAAAUCAUCCAAAAAGGCAUGAUUUGGAGUUUCAAAUGCAUGUCCAAACGUUGAUAUCAUCUCAUGAUUAACCAUGGUUUCAAAUCAGAUGUCCAAAUGCCUAUUAACACUAUUGGAGAAAUGUGAAUCUUCUUUGUCCUUUUCCUUUUAGUUUUAUUUUGUUUUUCUAAACUCCAUUUUAGGUUGACUAUAUCGACCAGUUCAGCUCUAUAAUGAUAUAUGUUCCUAUAGUCACAGAAAUACAUCACAUGUAAGAUUACAACCAAUUCCCUCCAAAAGUACAUUUAUUCGCAGUUUCUUUACUGCAUCUGAAUUUUGAAGCCAUAAUCAGUCUGUAUUAUUAUGGUACUUCAGUAAACCGUAUCAUCCAUUGCUCUAUACCGUUAAUAGAAAGGGUUGCUAUCAGCUAAUAUCUGCACUUUACCCUGAAGAAGUCAGUUUUGCAGGCUAAAAAUGAUAGAAGGUGCGUUAGUUGAUAAGGCUAUUGAGAUCCUAAUGGAGGGCUUGGUUGACAAAGUUGAUGCUCAAGUUAAAUAUGUCCUUGGAUUUGAACAUGAGUUUGAGACUAUGAAGGAAAAUCUUAAAACUUUGCAAUCAUACCUCAAUGACAUGGAGAAGCACAAAGACAAGUACAAGACUGUUGAGGAUGCCUCUGCUAAAUUACGAGAACUGAUUUAUAGAAUAGAUGACCUGGUCGUUGACUGCCAAAACCGAGUAGAUUAUGAGAAGAUGAAAAACAGUUAUUCGUCCUCUAUUUCUCCACGUGGACUGUAUUUCCGUAAUCAGGUUGGAAAGAAGUUGGCAGAAAUCAAUAGGGAAAUAGUGAAUAUGCGUCAAAAUUUGAACAUCGUUGCUCCUACGGUUAGCCUAUAUAAAAGUGAAGAACUCAGUAGCAGUGGUAGUGGAAGGGUGCGAUGGACAUCAGACAUUUUCAAUGAAUAUCAGACCGUUGGUUUAGCUGAAGAUACCAGGAUACUGAAAAGGUGGAUCAUUCCUUGCAAUGGAUCUCUACAUCUAAUUGGUAUUGUAGGGAUGGGAGGUGUGGGUAAAACCACACUUGCACAAAAGAUUUACAACGAUAGAGGAGUCACGUCAUGCUUUGACAUGAGAAUUUGGGUUUGUAAAUCAACUUUCGAUGAGCUUGAGAUCAUGAAGAGUAUUCUGCAGCAGCUCAAAAAGAACGAUCACGGGUCAGAUAGAAAUGUGUUGUUGAAGAGAAUUCAUGAAGCACUUUCGAACAAAAAAUACUUAAUUGUCAUGGAUGAUGUGUGGAGCAUUGAUGACGGCUGGUGGAAAUGGAUCUCAGGAGGACUGCCCAAAUCAGAGAAGCAGAGCAGCUGUGUCAUUAUCACAUCUAGAAACGAAGAUGUUGUUAAGAGAAUGGGAGUCAAGGAAGAACAAAUUCACCGACCCGAGCUGCUUUCUGAGGAAGAGGGCUGGUUGUUAUUUUGCAAGGUUGCGUUCGUGUCAUCCAAGGGAAAAUGCAAGGAUACUGAAUUAGAACGUGUGGGAAAAGACAUACUGAGAAAAUGUGGUGGUCUUCCCCUAGCAAUCAAGACAAUUGGAGGCUUGCUUUCAUCGAAACUUCAGUUGCUUUCUGUGUGGCAGCCGAUAAGUGAAGAUUUGCCUCAGAUAUUUGCAGACGAAUGCAACAGCCAUGAUUCCUUAUUGGCUACUCUCCAACGAAGUUAUGAUGAGCUUCCUCUCAAGUUGAAGCGGUGUAUUCUAUGUUUUGCAAUUUAUCCAGAGGAUUACGAGAUAGAGUUUGAUCAACUGGCAAAUUGGUGGAUUGGAGAAGGAUUCGUUUACCAAAAAGGAAAAAAAAUUGCAAGAAAAAUGGCUCUUGAAUGCUUAUCAGAACUGAUCAGUCGAUGCCUGGUUGAAGCGGUGAGAAAAAGAAACUAUGAUGGGAGAGUCUACAGUUGCAAAAUGCAUGACAUGAUUCGGGAAAUGAUAAUCAAAGUUGCAAAAGAAGAGAGCUUUUGCAGUUUAGAUGGGAACAAUGCAAACAUAGCCACAAUCCACUCUCGCCGUUUGGGCGUGACAAAUGAAACAUUGUUGCAGCCCUUGGAUGGAAACUCAAAGUUAAGGGCACUUCUUCUCACCAAAGCCAAUUGCAUUGGCUUCACUAGGAAGGUUGCAUUGGCCAAAGUCAAGACUCUCCGCGUUUUAGACCUCUCACACAUCAAGUUUGAGAAGAGUUCCGAAUUUUGUGAAAAUGAUAUGUGGCGUUGGAUCACAUCCUUGAAACGCCUAGGUUAUUUGAGUUUUCAAGAUGUGGCAAACUUGACUAAAUUGCCACGAUCCAUCAAAAAGUUAUGGGGCCUCCAAAUUUUGGUACUUGCUGAAUGCAAGAACCUAAAACAGCUCCCAAGAUCAAUCACUUCUCUUCCAAAGUUGAUCGUCUUGGAUGUGGGGAAUUGUACCUCUCUUUCUUAUCUACCACUUGGUCUCUCCAAACUCUCACAUCUUCAAGAGUUGUAUGGCUUCAAGAUACCUGAUACAACAACACCAAAUGCGUGUCACUUGCGUGAUCUUAAGGGUCUGAGAGAACUUCGAGUACUACAAUUGGAUGUCAUGGAUGGAAGCAUGAUAGAGGAAGACGAAUUAACAGUACUCGAACAAUUUCAACAGCUAAGGAUGCUAAUUAUUAAUGCUGGUGACCGUAAAGAUGAAAUUUUCUUAGAGAGGCUGGAGAAGUUGUCACCACCUAAAUCUCUCGAAGAGUUGUACCUAAGGCACUUCUGUGGAAACACUACCCCAGCAUGGAUAGCCCCUGAAUUGCUAGAUCGAUUGCAAUAUCUUUGUAUCGAAGAUUCCAACAUGCUACAACAUAUGAGCGAUCGUUUCAGGGGUAGUGAAGGAAAUAAAUGGAAAAUAGAAGGGCUGUGCUUGAAGUUCUUGCCAAAACUAGAGGAGACAUGGGAAGAAAUCAAAAGUGCAAUGCCUAGGCUAAAGUAUGUCGAAGUAAGCCACUGCAGCUCGGUGAAGUCGUUCACUUGUGCAGUGAAGAACAUAGGAUUUUGGAGAAAACCAGAGGAAGAAAAUGAAGAACUGGAAGAGCCAGAUGCUGCUUCGAGCAUGGAAGAACACCAUGAAAGUUAUCGCAGAAUCGAUGUGGACGAGUCUGUUCACUAGCAUCAUUCCAAGCCCCUCAAUAAUCGAUUUAAUUUGUGGCAUUUGGCUGUCAUUUAUGUUGUUAAAACACUUAUUAUAGUGUACCUUGGUUUGAUGCAUUUCUCAUUUCACUUUGAUAUGUAAUAUUAUUAUUGUGAGUAGCUUCCACUAGUUGGGUUUCCGUCGUGGUAUUUAGAGUAGUCAUAUGUAUGUGUGGAAAUAGCCAGUGUUGCAAUAACAUUUGAGAGUGGUUUUGUUGUA